This is a messenger RNA of Entamoeba histolytica HM-1:IMSS, 1476 nucleotides long. Its product is annotated as sucrose transporter, putative. The transcript has 2 exons. The record is from RefSeq and is a predicted model, not a curated record. Lineage: Eukaryota; Evosea; Mastigamoebida; Endamoebidae. The coding region runs from base 1 to 1476 and encodes 491 amino acids. Gene Ontology annotation, biological process: transmembrane transport. Gene Ontology annotation, cellular component: membrane. Gene Ontology annotation, molecular function: sucrose:proton symporter activity.
AUGAAGAAAAAAUAUUCUACAUCUUCUUAUUUGAAAAAUUCAUUAAGAUUUAUAGGAUUAAAUAGUGUUCAAGCUGGUGUUCAAUUUUGUUAUUCUACAAUUACCAGUGUAGCAAUUCCAUAUUUUGGAGUAAUUAAUAACAAAGAAGAAGAAAAUGGAGUUUAUGGGAUUGCUCAAAUUACAAUUGGAAUUUGUGGAUCAAUUGUUGGAAUGAUUAUAACAUUAUGUGUAUGUGGAUGGAGUGAUAGAUGUACUUUCAAAUAUGGAAGACGUAGAAUAUUUAUUGGUAUUGGGGUGUUAUUUGAAUGUAUUUCAAUAAUAUUCUUAAUUACUAGUGAAUUUACUUGUAAAUAUUGCCAUAUUGGUUAUUCACCUUCUUCUACAAAUGGAAUUGAUUGGUCAUCAAAUAUACUUGCAUUUAUUGGAUUAUCUUUUAUGUAUCUUGGAGCUAAUUUUAUGAGUGAACCUUCUCAUGCAUUAAUACCUGAUUUCUUUAAUUAUAAAAAUCAACAAAUUGCUUAUUUUUAUAGUGCAGCUUUAGGUGCAAUUUCAGGAUUUGUUUGUAAUGUAAUUGGAGGAAUAAUAUUACUUACAAGAUGUGGUUAUUAUUAUUCAAUAAUCUUUAGUAUAUCAUUUAUUGUAUUAUUAAUAAGUUUUAUUCCAACAUUAAUUGUUGCUGAUGAAGAAAAAUUUAUUCCACCUGAUGAAGACUUUUCUUUUAAACGGUUUAUUCUUGCACCUUUUAUUAAUACUUAUCAUGGAAUUAAAGAAAUAACAAUUGAAUUAAUAAUAAUUUAUAUUCUUUUAAUGUUAUCAUGGAUUGCCUAUUAUCCUGCUUCAUUUAAUAUGACAAUUUAUUAUGCAAAAGAUAUUUUUCAUAUAAAUAAUCAAACAAAUCCUAAAUUCUCUACUGCAAUUUCAAUAGGAAUGUUUAGUACUGCUUCAUUUUGGUUUAUUCAAGUUAUUUCUCCUUUUGUAUUACCAUUAUUUGAAAAAUGUUAUGGAAAAGUUCGUUUAUAUUUUAUUUCUAAUAUUUUUGCUGUUUUUUCUUAUGCAAUUCUUUCUAUUGCACCUUCUAUUAUUAGUAAGAAUGUCGCUUUUAAUCCUUCUGUUACUGAUAUUUUAAUUAUUUCUUCUUGUUUUAUUGCUCAUCAAAUUACUGCUUUUCAGUUUGUUGAAAUGAAUUCUUUACCUUUUUCAUAUAUGAAAAAAUUAGUUUCAUCACAUUCUUAUGCAACUCAUCUUGGUUUAAUUAAUGUUUUUAUUACUUUUGGACAAAUUAUAUCUUUAUUACUUGCAGCUGGGUUAUUACAAAUAGACGUUUGGACAAUUAUGGCAUUUAGUUCUGUUUGUUUUUUAUUUGUUUCAUUACUUUCCACACUUUUAUUCUUUGUCGAUAAGAAAGUAGACAGUCUUCUUCAUCAAGUGAUGAAAUUUGAAAAUGAAACAACAACACCUAAUUUUAUUUUUGAAUAA